ACCAAUUUAUUACUAUGUCAUGAUGCCCUUUGGCUUAAAGAACGCAUGUGCCACUUACCAGAACACUUACCAGAAGCUGGUGACCAUUGUGUUUCGAGCUCAGAUCGACAGGAAUCUGGAAGUCUACGUCGAUGACAUUGUGGUGAAGAGCCUAAAAACAGAAGAUCAUCUAACUGACCUCAAGGAAACAUUCAACAACCUCAGACAGAACAGAAUGCAGUUAAACCUAGCAAAGUGCAUCUUCGGUGUGGAAUCUAGGAAAUUUCUAGGCUUCAUGGUUUCCAGGAGAGGGAUUGAGGUUAACCCAAAAAAGAUCAAAGCAAUAGCCGAGAUGGAACCGCCAAAGUUGGUGAAAGACAUACAGAGAUUAAUUGGGAGGGUGGCAGCUUUUCAUAGAUUCAUAUCGAAGUCAGCAAAUAAGUGCCUGCCAUUUUUCAAGAUCAUGAGAUCAGCAGCCCAGAAAGAUGAAUUUGGCAAACAAAAGAAGUUUGAAUGGAACUCAGAAUGCCAAGCUGCAUUUGAUGAGCAAAAGUCUUAUCUUACCUCACCUCCUUUGCUAAGAAAGGCUAUAGACGGAGAAAUCCUUUAUUUGUACCUCGGUAUCUUAGAUGAAGCAAUCAAUUCUGUGCUAGUGAGAGAAAAAGGCAAACAACAAAAACCAGUUUAUUAUACCAGUAGUGUACUAUGUGGAGCAGAGCUGAGAUACCCUAUUGCUGAGAAGGCAGCGUUAGCAGUUAUCCUUCAGAAGCCAGAAUGCUUAGGAAGGUUGAUUAAAUGGGCCAUGGAGCUAGGGGAAUUCGAGAUCCUAUAUGUUGAUGGAGCAUCAAGCAGCAAAGGCUUAGGAGCUAGUGCUUUCCUAGUUGGCCCAGAUGAAUAUCGAAGUGAGCAUGCUUUGAAAUUUAAUUUCGACGCAACUAACAACAUGGCUGAAUAUGAAGCUCUGCUACUCGGCUUGCAGCUAGCAUUAGAACUGAAAGUCACGGCAAUACAAGUAUACAGUGACUCACAGCUCAUGGUUAAUCAAAUCAACUCAAUUGCGAGAUCAGUUUUUGUUGAAGUUUUGGAUGAGCCGAGCUUCAUUAAGCCAAAAAUGAUGGAGAUCAGCACUAACUCGAAUACACUGAGCUGGACAACUCCAAUCAUCUCUUUCUUACAAGAUGGGUGCUUGAAAUGCCAAUUCUUCGCACACUUAACUCAUCAACCAGUAGAAAAACUCACCAAAUUGGUGGUGCUGUGGCCAUUUGCCCAGUGGGGACUUGAUCUUUUAGGCCCAUUCAUGAAAGGGAUUGGAGGUGUAACCCAUCUGAUUGUUAGUGUUGAUUAUUUUACGAAUUGGGUUGAAGCUCGGCCAUUGUCUAGCCUUAUCUCCAGAAAGGUCAAAGACUUUGUUUUCAGCUCAAUUAUCUGCCGAUAUGGGAUCUCGAAUCAGAUUGUGGCUGACAAUGGCACUCAGUUUAACUGCUCUUCCUUAAGAGAUUUCUGCUCCAAUUAUGGGGUCAAAUUACAGUUUACCUUGGUAUACCAUCUAGAGUCCAAUGGUAUGGUGGAAUCUGUCAACAAAGCUAUCUUAGAGGGAAUAAAACCGAGGUUGGAGCAGUAUAAGGCCAGAGAGGUCAUCAAUUCAUGGCUAAUUAAGCUUGGGUGGCCCAAUAAAGAAGCAUGUGUUGGCUGGAGAGUGCAGGAGGCGAGUGCCGUAACAGCUAACAUUGCCCAAAAAAUAGCUAGUACUGCCCAAAAACCAACACCAAUCACGUGUCAACAUACUACCCACUAAAAAGAGUACCCCUCCAUUGUUUCACACUUUCACCUUCUUCGCCUUAUCAUCUUCUUUCUUUUCUACCAUUUUUCUACAUUCAAGCUCGCUUCCUGAUCCUUAUCUACUCCUUUUUCUGGCAACAAAUUUUAUCCUUCUUUGCUUGAGCAGUGAGCAGCAGCAACCAAAUCCUACUAUUUAAGGCUGGCUCCACAUGAUUGGGGUCACCAAAUAGAUUUCCAUCCCGCCAGUGCGUGAGAUGUGAGCAGUGGCAGUGAACAGCGGCACGUCGACACCGUAGCAG
This is a messenger RNA of Rubroshorea leprosula, 2057 nucleotides long. Lineage: Eukaryota; Viridiplantae; Streptophyta; Magnoliopsida; Malvales; Dipterocarpaceae. The record is from the annotation of a GenBank genome assembly.